This is a messenger RNA of Gossypium raimondii (Peruvian cotton), 3301 nucleotides long. RefSeq lists its product as uncharacterized. Lineage: Eukaryota; Viridiplantae; Streptophyta; Magnoliopsida; Malvales; Malvaceae. The transcript is spliced from 3 exons. The record is from RefSeq and is a predicted model, not a curated record. The coding region runs from base 517 to 1743 and encodes 408 amino acids.
CCUGCUAACAGUCUCAUCUCGUUUCCAUUUUCUGGCCUUUUCACCACCUCUUGUUUCAUCGGUUUUUUUUCUUAAUUCUCGUUCUCUUCGCCGGCGAGUUGUUGCCGGAAAAAUAGACUCGCUGGUCACUCACAAUCUCGCUUGAAUUCCCAUGGCAAUAACAUUAUGUUCUCGGGCUGUUGCGUGUUUCGGUAACUUUAACCGUAUCUGAAAAAAAAAGGUGAAAAAGAAAAAGAAAAAAAAAACUCGUAAGCAAAGCGACUCUACUUAGCAGAGUUAUGAAGUUAUUCCAUCCCUUGUUUGGCAAAUGAGAAGCAAAUAAUUGUAUAUUAUAAUCAACGUUAAGACUUAAGAGUCUCGUGUCUUGAUUAACUGCAUUAUUUUUUGUCUCUCCAACAUGAAUUUCUGUGUCAAUUGCGUGUGCUGAUCUCAUCAGAAAGAGAAGAAUCAACGAGAGUUUGAAGUGUUGCCGUAGUAAAGGUAGAAGCGGCUUUGUUUUUUUGAAGACUGAGAAACAUGCCUUUCCCAAUGAAGAUCCAGCCGAUCGAUUUCAACACGCUAGAAGAGGCAGCGCUGCCGCGGUCGGAAACAGUAAAGCCGUUGGUGAAAUCGCGGUUCAAGCGGCUGUUUGAACGGCCGUUCCCUAGCGUUCUAAGAAAUUCCACGACGGAUAAGAUCGGUACCGUCGCCGCCGAUGAGCUCCCUUUAAGCAAGGAAUGCGCCGGUGAGUUCGAGCCGAGCUCUGUUUGCUUGGCUAAGAUGGUUCAGAAUUUCAUAGAAGAAAACAACGAGAAACAACAAUCUUGUGCAGUUAGAUGCAGCCGUAACCGCUGUAACUGCUUCAACCGUAACUGCAGCGACAGCUCCGAAGACGAUAUGGAUAGUUUCUUUGGUGACUCCAAUCUUAAUUCUCCCGCUGAAGCAUCUGAAAUCCUAAAGAAUUUGAUUUGUCCUAUGAGUGUGAGUGAAAAGAUUUUAUUAGCGGAUACGGCGAAGAUUGUGGAGAAGAACAAGAUCUGUAAGAGUAAAGAUGAUUUUUGCAGGAAAAUAGUGACUGAUGGAUUACUGACCCUUGGAUAUGAUGCUUCUAUCUGCAAAUCUUGCUGGGAAAAAUCUCCCUCUUGCCCCGCCGCAGGGGAGUACGAAUACAUAGACGUGAUAAUUGAGGGGGAACGAUUGUUGAUCGACACCGAUUUCAGAUCAGAGUUCGAACUCGCCCGAUCAACGAAGACUUACAAAUCAAUCCUCCAAAUGCUUCCCUUCAUCUUCGUUGGCAAAGCUGAUCGUCUCCAGAAGAUAAUUGUUACUGUUUCCGAGGCGGUAAAGCAAUGCCUGAAGAAGAAGGGAAUGCAUAUUCCUCCAUGGCGAAAGGCCGAGUAUAUCAAGGCCAAAUGGCUUUCUCCUUAUAAUCGAAUCACGCCUUCACCUUCACCUUCACCUUCACCUUCACCUACUCCAACAUCAACAUCUAUAACCGGAACGCUCAAAGAAUUUGAGCUUGAUCCCAAAGCUAAAGAACAAUGCCAACCUUUGUUUGAAUUGAAUCCUGAGGGUAAAAACUCCGUUGACGAUGCUGAUUUGGGGGAACCCAUAUUUGCUUUGUCGGAGAGUUCUGAAGAAGAACGGAAUGAAAAAAAUGUCAAGAAAGAAGAAAGGAAGCCACCUCAGAUAAAUCCCAGGAGCUCACAGAUUGGGGUUAAGAUCGUGGCUGGUUUGGCUUCAGCAAUUGAAGAUGAACAAUAAAUUUUGGACUAUUUUUUUCUUUUCUUUUCUUUUCUUUUUUUCUCUUUUACUUUUUUUCCCAUUUGGGUUAUUGGAAAAUCGAAUACACUAUGGUACAUGAUUUAACUGUUUGAAUCCCCUUCAGUUUUUUUAUGUAAGGGUUGAUCUGAUUUUUACUAAUAUGAAUAAUUUUUGUUAUAAAAAUAGUAAAGAACAAAGUGAAAAAUAUAUAUUAUUUUCCCUUGGUGCCUCUGAUUCUUUCUUCCAUUUCAGGUUCAUUUUUGUAUUCUCAUGUAAUUGUAUUCUUGUUGGGGUUUGUUUUAAAAUAUAUAUAUAUUAUCUCUGCAGGUGUGGAACCAAAGCAAAGAGGAAAAGGUCAUUUCGCCCCCUUCCAUUUCAUUUUAUAUUACAGAAUUUAUCAUUUCCCGAUCUUUAUUUACUGUUCUUAUCUUUAAAGGAGCAGAGGAACUAAAUUUUAUAAUGAUGGGAGCAGCAUCGUGUGGUCUCGAGCUUUGUGAGGUUAGUCCUGACUCUUAAGCUAUUUUUUAUUUGCUUCUUCAACUGAUUCUUUGCUCAUUACAUUUUUCUAUGCAUUAUUUUAUUUUAUUGAUGGCAUGAAAUAAUUUUGCAAUUAUUUGUCUGGCUAGAUGGUUUUCGAUUAAGCUGCUCCUUCUACCUUACUUUCGCAUCAUUGGACUAAGUCCAUUUCCUAAUUACGUUUGCUUAGAAAGAUAGAUAUGUGAACCUAACGGUCAUUUGUGGUUGUGUUGGUCGGUGUUAAGAUAAAGCGUUGAAAUUUUAAAACUUCUAUUGACGGUAAUUAAAGUUUAAAGGGAUAUGAUUUUGAUAGUAAUAUUUCUUGCUUUAAAAGAAUACAAGAUAAGAUAUUCUAAUUCCAGAUUAAUUUGGGUUCAUUUCUUGUAGUACAAAUUUAAUAUUUGGUUAAUAUUGGCUUCUGAAUGAAGUUUUCUCAUUUCUGUGUAUCUAGUAGUUGGGGAUUUUCUAUAUAUUUAUCCUGACUUUGAUUUAUUGCCAGAUGCCCAUAUGAAUGUGGCCUAGUGCCGGUUUUCUUACCUUUUUCUUUUUCCCUUUUUUUUUCUUCUAUUUUUUUGUCGCCCAAUAUGAAGGAAAGGAUGUGAAACUGAAAACAGCAUAAUCUCCAUUUGAAUAAUGGAUUUUAUCUAUCAACUGAGUUGUAGCUAUUGAGGGGUGGAGCCACCUUGUGGCUUUGGUGGGUGUUGUUGGUCCCCUACGAGUCGUGCUUCAGCUCCUACCUUUAGUUAACUGGUCCAAAGAUAUCCAUAAGAAUGUGAAUUUCUGAAACUGCUUUUACCACAAGUUCCCUCGUUUUAACUUUUUGGAUAAUUCCCGAAUUUAAGGACCUAAUUUCACAGUGGGGAUAGUGGGAGUGCUGCUUUUUGUAAAAACAAAAUGUCUUUUACUUGCAAGUCGGGCAAUCGGUUUGCAGUUCUGUGACUUGUGGAAGCUUCCCACCUGCAAGAACAUAUUAAUUUUGUGAUCCUGUAAUUGUAUGUAGUUAUUGUUUCGGAUAUACUUGUUGACUUCUUUUUUCUUUUUC